CCAUCACGUGCUCUCCUCUCCCUCGUCUCUGCCCUCUUCCACCACCCUCUCUCUCUCUCUCUCUCUACUCUUUUUCCCACCCUUCGUUAUCUCUUUAAUUUUGUUGCCUUCUUCCCAACCUGCAAAUAUCCAAUCUUUUGGUCGUUAUAGGAUAUAUACUUAUCAAACUAUAGUAGUUUUGUUCGUUGGUUGACAAAGAAAAAAGAAAAGGCUAGCUUUUUAUCAUACCUCUCCAAAAACAUAAAAGCUAAGUAAUUAAGCUUCCCUAGCUAAAUUACUAGCUAGUCGUAAGUGACACUCACACUCACACACCCCACCCCAGCAGACAUGGAGAACAACAAAAAGAAAGUAGUAGGAGGAGGCCCUUCCUCAUCAUCAUUCACCAACUUUGAUCAUCUUUUUGGUCCCAAGGACCCAUCCACCACUUCAUCUUCAUCCACCAGCAUCUUUGGCUCCAUUUUCCCACCCCCUCCUUCCACUGUUGGAGGGAGAGAUUCAACAAAACAGGACAUGGGAUGCAAAAAUUAUGGAGCACCAGGAAAUUACAGUUACAAAGGUGAAAGCAGCGCUAGCGGUGUCGUCUCCAACAGCAAGAAUACUACUAGUACCAAUUAUCAUCAUCAGAAUGAGACAGUGGAGCCCAGCUACUACAGUUCAUCAAUCUAUUAUGGUGGUCAAGAAAAUUAUUCCCCAAGAACCAGGACCACUGAAUCCCACCAUAGUUUUAAGAAAGACAAGAAGGAUGAUGAUGAUCCAAAUGGUAAUGAUUCAAACAGUGCUUCAAGAGGGAACUGGUGGCAAGGUUCUCUUUAUUAUUAACGUCUGCCAAAAUAUGCAACCUCGCCAUCCUGUAUUAUAGCAGGAUGAUAAUGAUAUGAUCAUCGACCACGUACGUUGUACGCAGUAGCAGUACUCUAAUUAACUACGGAAAUAAAGACAUGGUAGCGGACACUAGUACUCUUCAGCAUGUGUUGGGUCCUUUUUGUCACAGCUCGCUCGCGCGCAUAUAUAUAUAUAUAUAAAGUUAGUAGAACAUAUAUAUAAGUCAACCCUUCUAUUUAAUUAGUAGUAGCUUGAAGCCAUAAUUACUCCCUGUUGUGCUUUUAUUUCAUAGAAAAAGUUUGGUGUGGGUAACUGACUUUUAGUAUUAGUGUUUUAGAAUCAUGUGAUCUUGUUAAAUGUACUUUAUGGUUCCCGUUCUACCCGCUGUAGCAUGUAGCAUGCAUACUGUGACUUAUAAAUAAGAGUUAUAUAUUUCUAA
Molecule: messenger RNA, 1261 nt
Organism: Glycine soja
Lineage: Eukaryota; Viridiplantae; Streptophyta; Magnoliopsida; Fabales; Fabaceae
Exons: 6
Coding region: 328-819 (163 amino acids)
Source: RefSeq, a predicted model, not a curated record